AUGUCUAUGGAAACACGUAAUGGCCUCUUGUCCAAAUUGGGCAUAUUCGGCGUAGCAGCCGUCACCUUGUUCAUGGUGGGAAAGAGACAUAUCGCUUCCUACAAAGAUGAAAGACACAAGAGAGAAACCGAUGCCAGAAUUGAUUCUGAAGCUGAUGAGUUUGGUAUUACCGCCAGAAGGCCCGGUUUUCCCGUAAACAAUCCUACAAUGAACUAUGAAACAGGAUACAGAGCUUCAAAGUACCAAGGAUCAGGAAACUCGUAUUCUUCCAGAAGACCUGGAGACAGAUUGUCGAUGUUCUCGGUCUUUGAUCGAGACUGGUCCAAGAAGGAACAUGACGAAACCAACUACUACACACCCAGCAGAUCCGAUAAGAGCUAG
Messenger RNA from Scheffersomyces stipitis CBS 6054, 381 nucleotides. RefSeq lists its product as uncharacterized. The transcript has a single exon. The record is from RefSeq and is a predicted model, not a curated record. The coding region runs from base 1 to 381 and encodes 126 amino acids. NCBI's taxonomy places the organism in Eukaryota, Fungi, Ascomycota, Pichiomycetes, Serinales, Debaryomycetaceae.